AUGGAUGGUGUUGGUCCCUUCAGCUUCAAGACAAGCAAGCCCGUGGGUCAAUCCACAGACUACAUGGUCGCAGUUGUGGUCGAUCUAGGGACCAUGGAGUCCCAGGGCUUGACAAUCACCUCGGGCAACGGAAUCUCCAAAAAGAACAUGUUGGCACCUGGCGAGGUCAACACUAUUGACAGGCUGACCAAAUGUCUCGACAAGUUUUUGAUUUUCUUUGGCAUCACGAGUGUCCUCAAGAAGGUCCCAGGAUUUUUGCUCAUCAUCACCCUUGCCGAGGGUGUCCAGGUGUAUGAGUCAACCAUGAAUGACAUUUAUGACGAGCUCACCCCGGUGACCGCGUACAAGCCGUACAUAGUUGGGCCUGGAAACCACGACUCGAUUUACGACAACGGCGGGUAUCCCGACACGGUCCACAACAUCUAUACACUGUCAGCAUCUGGAUGCCUGGGCAGGUCAAUCCACGGGCGUUAA
Messenger RNA from Capronia epimyces CBS 606.96, 474 nucleotides. RefSeq lists its product as uncharacterized. Bases 1 to 474 code for a protein of 157 amino acids. The transcript is spliced from 2 exons. The record is from RefSeq and is a predicted model, not a curated record. Lineage: Eukaryota; Fungi; Ascomycota; Eurotiomycetes; Chaetothyriales; Herpotrichiellaceae.